This is a messenger RNA of Ochotona curzoniae (black-lipped pika), 1110 nucleotides long. RefSeq names its product butyrophilin-like protein 1. The transcript is spliced from 8 exons. The record is from RefSeq and is a predicted model, not a curated record. Gene Ontology annotation, cellular component: external side of plasma membrane. Gene Ontology annotation, molecular function: signaling receptor binding. Gene Ontology annotation, biological process: T cell receptor signaling pathway; regulation of cytokine production. Lineage: Eukaryota; Metazoa; Chordata; Mammalia; Lagomorpha; Ochotonidae. The coding region runs from base 1 to 1110 and encodes 369 amino acids.
AUGGAAUGUGGCAGUCGCCCCUCUCUGCUCUGCAGUCUCUCCUCCCUGCUUCUCCUGGUGCAGCUGCCCACAUGGGGCUCUGCAGAUGUGUUCCAGGUGAUUGGCCCCACUGACCCCAUAGUGGCAGUGUUGGGUGGUGAUGCCAUUCUGCCCUGCUCCCUGUGGCCAGCCAUGAAUGCAGAAGACAUGGAGCUGCGGUGGUUCCGGUCUAAGUUCUUAGAAGCAGUGCUCGUCUAUCAGAAUGGCCAGGAGCUGGACGAGGAGCAGCUGCCCCAGUAUGCAGGGCGGACCUCACUGGUGAGGGAUUUCCUCUCUCAGGGUGAGGCUGCUGUGCACAUCCAGAACAUACAGGUUUCAGACAAUGGCAAGUACACUUGCCUCUUCAAACAAGGAAGGCAGUAUGACGAAGCCAUUUUAGAUCUUCAGGUGGCAGGCCUGGGCUCUGCCCCACAAGUGCACAUUGAAGGGCCAGAGAAGGACGGAGUCCGUGUAGUGUGCAAGGCCUCAGGGUGGUUCCCAAAGCCCCAGGUGCAGUGGAGAGAUGUCCGUGGAGAGAAGUUCCCGGAGUUCUCUGAGACCCACACCCAAGAUGCAGCAGGGCUGUUCAGCGUGGAGGCUGCUGUGGUGGUGAGAGACAACUCUGCAGGGGAUGUGACCUGCUCCAUUCUCAAUCCCUUCCUGGGCCAGGAGAAGGUCAUGGCCAUUCCCAUCCCAGAGCCCUUCUUCCCUCAGGCCUCUCCCGGGAAGGCAGCUUUUGUUGUAAGCCUGACUGUGCUGGGGCUGCUACUUGUUGGAGCUGGCUGGGUCACCAAGAGAGAGCAUUCUGCAAAGGUGCAGGAGAGGCAGAGACAGAAGGAUCUGUGCCGGGCUAAGGAGGAGCAGCAGCACGCGAAGGAGGAGGCUCUGAAGUCCAGAGAUGAGCUCCAGGCAGAACUCGGUCGGAGGAAGGCAGCAUUCCGGGCUGACACGCUGCAGGAAGUCACGGCUGUUCACAUUGAGGACAAAGAGGAGCAGUUAAGGAAACUGAAUUUAGGAAGGCCAAAGACCGUGGCUGAAGCUGUGACGUUAAGAAUAAGUAAACUUCAGGAAGUCCAUCUCAUGGACCCUUGA